AAUUAAAAAAAAAAUUCUGAACCCCAUUACUCAAAAAUAAAAUUCUGAAGCAAACAAAAUCCAAAAUCAUAUGGGUGUGGGUAGUAUUUGCAAUCAAUCACAUGCAAGAAUUUCGAUGGAGCACUGACGUGGCAAGACGCGAAACAAAGAACCGGAAGAUACCGGAAAAAACCAACUGGAAAGAAGCCAAAAAAUAAGAAAGAAUUACGGAUACAGCAAGAGAGAGUAGAUAUUUGCAGGGGUGGACGCAGACAUGGGUAAAACUCAUGACACAACGCAUCGAGCGUACUCUCUCACGCAACUGUCACGCUCUCCUUUCUCUUUAUAUCCACGCCUCUCCCACCUUCCCUUACCAAUUUCCAAUUUCUCUCACUUUUUCUGAGUUUAGAGGUUUGAUCGAUGGCAAUAUGUCGAUUGUCUAUGAAUCCAAGUCUAGAAAGUGUUGAAGUAUGGCAUUUUAAUGCCAAUUUGUCGACAACUCUGGUUAGGCCUAGUUGCCUACGGUUUAAUCAGAAGUCACCUUGCUCUGCUAGGAGACAAUUGCAGGAAGUAGGAUGUUCAUCCUUAAGAAAAGCUGUAUCGGCGAAGCAAUUAGAAGGGAAUGCACUAACUGCCACAACAAUUUCUGGUGAAGAAGAAGCGGGGCAUGUGACAAGGUUCAAGAUGUCUGAUUUUAAGGUUCUUGAGUGUGUCAGCAUUGGCCUUGCUGGCCGGGCAGAUGAGGUGGUUUUUGAAGCUGUAGUGAAGGAUUCUAGCAGCUGCAGCCCUUUGUAUGACUCAAGAGUUGUGCUUCGACAUCUUACUAGUGCUCGAGCUCAACGUAGGGGAAGGCGAGCGAUAGAGGUAUUAAAAAAGCUGGUUCGCCGCAGAAUCCUCUACCAUUCUUAUUCAAUGCACGUUUAUGGUUAUGUCUCAUCACAAACAAGUGGUGGUCAUAGCUCAUUCACUCUGGUUCACGGGUACCAUGGUAGCUUUUCAUUAAGACAUUGGCUUCAACAAUCUGAUUGGCUUCCAACUUUAGAAGCAACUCUUGCAUUGGAUGAAGAGUCUGUUAGGAGGGUAGGAGAUGACUCAGUUGGGGGACCUGCAGUUUCUAGACAGUUGCGGCUUAUUAGAAUAUUGAUGAGGGACCUCUUAAUUGGAGUAAAUUACUUGCACAGCCAUGGGAUUGCACAUACAGAGUUAAGGCUGGAAAAUGUGCAUAUAAGCCCAGUUGAUAGACAUAUUAAGGUAGGAAUACUGGGAAAUGCUGCUGACUUCUAUGAUGAUGGUCCGAAUGGAAGUGCAAUGGAUGCCAACAUGGAUAGGAGACAAAUGAUGAUUGCAUUUGACAUGAGGUGUGUUGGAUUUAUGAUGGCAAAGAUGGUGUUAAGAGAACUCAUGGAUCCCAUAAUCUUUGCAAAGUUCAAAUCAUUCCUUAUGAAGGGAAAUGAUUCCUCAUGCUUGCGUGAAUUUCUUCUGCCAAUCCUCACUAGGAACUCUCCAACUGGAAAUGCUGGACUCCAGAUACUUGAUAGAAACUGGGGUGCAGGUUGGAAUCUUCUUUCAUUGUUGCUUGCAGUCAGACCUUCUAAAAGAAUAAGUUGCUUAGAUGCUCUUAGGCAUCCAUUCUUGUGUGGACCGAGAUGGCGGGUGGUCCCAUCCAUGGAUAUUAUCAGAUGGGGCCUUGGGUCAACUGCAGUGAGAAUCACGGAGGAGUAUAUUUAUCGUCAACCUCAGCGUGGUAGGCUUGCCCAUUUUAUUGAAUUAAUGGAGAUGUUGAAUCCUCAUUCAAGGCCAAAGAAUUGGCUGGAGUUGUUGCCAGGAAAAUGGCGUUUGUUGUACUCUACUGGAAGGCAUAUAGGUUUAACUCUUCGCCAACCUCCUGUCCGUGUCCUCAUUGGUGAUGCAUACCUAACAAUUUUAAGAGCUUCCAAGUUAAAAACAAGCCUUUCUGUCAUGUCCGAAAUUGGCUUCACAGCCAUCUUGGGACAUGAUUGGCCCCAUGAUAAAAGGGGUACCAAGGGGAAAUUGCAAGUGAACUCUUUAUCUAGUUUAAGAGCUGGGAGACGAUUAUAUCUUAAGGACAAGCCCGCAGAAGGAUUCUCUUUGAGACAAUCAAACUCCGAGGAGUCCAUAGUUGAGAAACUAUCUAGCAGAAAAUGGAGAAAAGCGAUACCCUUCAAGGAGCUCCCUUCAAGUCUACCUGUAGCUAAGCUCCUUCCAGAUGAUAUCGAGGUGUCAAUGAGUUUUGAUGACCCGUUGAAACAGGGUGUUGAUGUUGCAAGAAACAUAGUUCAGGAAAUUCGGACACAGAUUCCCCCUGAAAUGUUUGAAUUGUCAAAUCUUGUGUGUGGAACAUAUGUUGACUCAAGAAUGCUUGUCCUCCGAGGCGUAAAUGGCUCAGCACUCAUCUUUACAAGGUCUUGUGCAAAUGAAAGUUGUAGGUAAUACUGUUUCUUGAUCUGGUACAGUUAAUGUAAUCGAAAGCCGAUUUCAGCCCGAAAUGGAGAAAAUGCCUUAUUAGAAUGUUAUAUACCUAACCAUUUUUUUG
This is a messenger RNA of Durio zibethinus, 2533 nucleotides long. It is a transcript of the gene ORG1, whose product is annotated as OBP3-responsive protein 1. NCBI's taxonomy places the organism in Eukaryota, Viridiplantae, Streptophyta, Magnoliopsida, Malvales, Malvaceae. Gene Ontology annotation, molecular function: ATP binding; protein kinase activity. Gene Ontology annotation, biological process: protein phosphorylation. The record is from RefSeq and is a predicted model, not a curated record.